Rotaria sp. Silwood1 is the source of this 1521-nucleotide messenger RNA. The record is from the annotation of a GenBank genome assembly. NCBI's taxonomy places the organism in Eukaryota, Metazoa, Rotifera, Eurotatoria, Philodinida, Philodinidae.
AUGAUUGAAAUAAGCGAGUUCACGGUGGCUCCAUUACCGAGCAUUCAAGUUGAUCCAGACACGCAACAUUUCGUUGAUGAAUUUGGUCGUAUACGUAUAUUUCACGGUGUUAAUGUCGUCUACAAGCAACCACCUUUUUUACCCAAUCUGACUGAUUUUGAUCCACAAAAUUCGCUGACGGAAUUUGAUCUUGACAAUCUUCACAAAUGGGGUUUCAAUGUCAUACGUUUUUAUACGUCUUGGAUGGGUGUCAAUCCGAAAUCACCAAAUGAAUUUGAUGAAACGUAUCUUUCUCAACUGUCCACCGCUGUCUCCAUGAUGGAAAACAAGAGUAUUUAUGCUUUGCUCGAUUGCCAUCAAGAUGUCUUUUCACGAUUCUUUUGUGGUGAAGGUCUGCCUGAUUGGGCAGCUAAAAAUUUGGGCAAUGAGUCUCUUAACCGAUUUCCGUUCCCUUUUCCAAUUAAUUUUACACACGAUUCGGAUACAGGAUAUCCAGUGCUUGAUGAAUGCUUGAAAUAUACUUUUGGUCAAUACUAUCUCACCGAAGGGGUGAUUAACGGAUUCAAAAUGCUAUAUACAGACGGUAAUGGUACUCUCGAAGCAUUUGGCUCAUUCUGGCAUAAAGUAGCCAGUUAUUUUGCUGAUCGAUCAUCUGUUCUUGGCUAUGAGCUCAUCAAUGAACCAUCAUUUCCAGCAUUGGCUGAUGUUCUACAAAUGGGUCUCGUCGAUCAAAAGUACUUGGCUCCGAUGUAUAGAAAGUUACAUGAAAUGAUUCGAAAAGUGGAUGAAAAACAUCUGAUCUUUUUUGAACCUUGCGUCUUCGAUGUAUUUCAUACUGGUUUCACUGAAGGGCCAGGUGGUGCGGAAUACAACAAUCGACAAGUGUUUAGUUAUCAUGAUUACUGUUUGGAUGUGACGAAGCAAGGAGAUCCAAAAUCAGAUGUGUUUUGUGAACUCUUCGAUGAUGCUCUGAUCUAUUUGCGUGUGAAAGAAGCACGUGAAAAAAAGCUCGGCGGUAUGAUGUUGACUGAAUUUGGUGGACUCAGCAAUUCUACCCAAGGUAUCAAAGAGCUCAAUCGAGUAACUUCAGUGGCCGAUGAGUUUCUCCAAAGUUGGACUUACUGGCAAUUUAAGAAAUAUGCCGAUUUGACAACAUCUGUGAGACCUGCUACAACAGAAUCAUUCUAUACAGAUGAUGGCGAAUUAGAAUUGAAUAAAGUACAAGCACUCUCACGAUCAUAUGCACAAGCUAUUGCAGGCAUUCCAAUACAUAUGGCAUUCUUUCCUACCACUAAUCUAUUCGAACUGCAGUUUACCAUCAAUACCGAUAUUCGACAACCGACAGUCAUCUAUCUGAAUGAAGAUUUCAACUAUCCACAUGGUAUCAACGUCAUACUCUCUCCAGAGAAUUCACUUAUCUGGACAUCAUCUAAUCGCAACUACUUUGAAUUUGUUCCAACUCCAUUGCUAAAAAAUGGGACAGAUAUUUUAAUUCAAAUUUUUGCUAUAAUUGAACAUUAA